Messenger RNA from Diaporthe amygdali, 540 nucleotides. RefSeq lists its product as uncharacterized. The coding region runs from base 1 to 540 and encodes 179 amino acids. The transcript has a single exon. NCBI's taxonomy places the organism in Eukaryota, Fungi, Ascomycota, Sordariomycetes, Diaporthales, Diaporthaceae. The record is from RefSeq and is a predicted model, not a curated record.
AUGUCUGUCUCCUGUGGAACCACCGAAAUCAUCUCACGCAAGAAAGCACUCUAUGGUCGCUUCAUAGAUACAAAACAGUGGGAUAAGUUAUCUUCCAUCGCCCUUCCAGAUGCCGAGCUCCGCUUCUUCGAGCCGGACGGCUCCCUCACCCAUGUGGGCAGGACACCCUUGGCUUUUACAUCAUCAGAAGAGUGCGCAUCCUUCUUCCAUAAGCUUUUAAGAAAUGCUCAAACGCUCCACAUGUUUGGCCGGGGAGAACUAGACCAGAUAAAUCCAGACGAAAUCAGGGCCAUAUGGCCUAUGGAAGACCAGAUCAUUCUGCGGCAGGGCUGGCUGUCCGUCGAAGUCCGCGGAGGAGGUUAUUACUACGAGACAUGGAGGCAGAAGGAGAACGAUUGGUUUCUUGAGUCAUUGGUUCUACGAAGAACUUAUACCAAACCCAGCUUUCUGGCUUGGCUUGGAGCCCUCCUGUCGUCAUGCUUCAGGCCAAAGGAAGAUACAGUGUUCGACACCAUGAAAAUGACACAUCAUCAGGACUAA